AACAGGACCACCGUUCAACACACAGUGAGUGACAGGGGAAGGCAAAUACUCAGUGUUUUAAGCAGCGAGUUGUUGCCAACGUGUUUCGAAAAACUAGGGUUUACGAUUUCGAUUAUAAACAAAGAAAAAUCAAUCGAGAAAAAUAGAAAAACAAUGGAGAACGCAUUAGUGACGGCCUCUGCGAUCACAGACCAGAGGCAAAAGAUCGAACAGUACAAGCACAUUCUCUCUUCUGUAAUCUCCUCAAACGACAUCGUUCAAGCCAGGAAAUUCAUCGAUCAUAUGUUGUCGGAUGAUGUACCGUUGGUGGUUUCGCGUCAGCUUUUGCAAACUUUUGCUCAAGAGUUAGGGAGAUUACGGGCGGAGACGCAAAAAGAUAUUGCCAAUUAUACCCUCGCUCAGAUUCAGCCUCGUGUUGUUUCCUUCGAAGAACAGGUGUUAAUUAUCAGGGAGAAACUUGCUGAUUUAUAUGAGUCUGAGCAGCAAUGGUCAAAAGCGGCUCAGAUGCUCAGUGGCAUUGAUCUGGACUCUGGAAUGAGAGUCAUUGAUGAUACAUUCAGGUUGUCAAAGUGUGUCCAAAUUGCUCGCCUAUACCUAGAGGAUGAUGAUGCUGUUAAUGCAGAAGCUUUUAUUAAUAAAGCUUCAUUCUUGGUUAGCAGCAGUCAGCAUGAAGUCUUGAAUUUACAAUACAAGGUUUGUUAUGCUCGGAUUCUGGAUUUAAAAAGGAAGUUCUUGGAAGCAGCAUUACGGUAUUAUGACAUAUCUCAAAUUGAGAAGCGGCAAAUUGGAGACGAAACAAUUGAUGAGGAAGCAUUGGAGCAAGCUCUAUCUGCUGCUGUGACAUGUACUAUUUUGGCUGCUGCAGGUCCACAACGUUCUCGUGUUCUUGCCACUUUGUACAAAGAUGAACGGUGCUCAAAAUUGAAAAUUUAUCCAAUAUUGCAAAAGGUGUAUUUGGAGAGAAUAUUGAGAAGGCCUGAAAUUGAUGCAUUUUCUGAAGAACUAAAACCUCAUCAGAAAGCGCUUCUGCCUGACAAUUUUACUGUGCUGGAUCGUGCCAUGAUUGAGCAUAAUCUCUUGAGUGCAAGCAAGCUUUACACUAAUAUAAGUUUUGAGGAGUUGGGAACUUUGCUAGGCAUUGCGCCUCACAAGGCUGAGAAGAUAGCAUCAAGAAUGAUUUAUGAGGACAGAAUGAGAGGAUCCAUUGAUCAGGUGGAAGCUGUCAUACAUUUUGAGGAUGAUACUGAAGAGCUGCAACAAUGGGAUCAGCAGAUAGUUGGCUUGUGUCAAGCCCUCAAUGAUAUACUAGAUAGCAUGGCAAAGAAGGGAUUGCCAAUUCCAGUCUGAGCUGCGAUGUUGAUGACCAUACUUUAUAUUUAAUCAUUCUUGACCUCUGUAUGUAUGCAUGAAAAUCCAACCAAAAUAGUUCAGCCUUUUGACCUACUAAUAUGUUCAAUUUUGUGAAGGUCGCUCAUUUUGUAAUUGUAUUUUUGCAUAUCCGUACCUGGCAAAAGCAAUGAGCAUGGAGUUUAUUUUAAGAGUAA
Pistacia vera is the source of this 1544-nucleotide messenger RNA. RefSeq names its product COP9 signalosome complex subunit 4. The record is from RefSeq and is a predicted model, not a curated record. The coding region runs from base 154 to 1347 and encodes 397 amino acids. The transcript has 13 exons. Gene Ontology annotation, cellular component: COP9 signalosome; cytosol. Lineage: Eukaryota; Viridiplantae; Streptophyta; Magnoliopsida; Sapindales; Anacardiaceae.